Homo sapiens (human) is the source of this 2027-nucleotide messenger RNA. It is a transcript of the gene AADACL4, whose product is annotated as arylacetamide deacetylase like 4. Gene Ontology annotation, molecular function: carboxylic ester hydrolase activity; hydrolase activity. NCBI's taxonomy places the organism in Eukaryota, Metazoa, Chordata, Mammalia, Primates, Hominidae. The transcript has 4 exons. Gene Ontology annotation, cellular component: membrane. Bases 463 to 1686 code for a protein of 407 amino acids. The record is from RefSeq and is marked validated.
GGGAAGCUAGCUAGGGAGCUGGGGUGAGACGUGCUGUGCUCACCCUAACCACACUCUGACAAGGAAAGCUGGCGAAGUCUCUUAUCUUACAGUUGAAAGAUCAGGCCCUGGAGGCCUAUAUAACCCAUAUGAGAUCUCUUUCUAGGGUUCCCAGGAGCCGAGGUGCCCAUCUGAGCCUGAUCUUCCUGAAAUCUUUGGGAAGCUCACCUUCCAAGACUCCCCAUGAUGAGCAGUAUUGAUUUUUCUGGGUCCCCACAUUGCUUAGGGAAAUAGGUUCCUCCACCUCCCAUUGGCCUUUUUGUGCUUACCCUGAGAAGCUGUGUCAGGCCACUGUGUCAGGUGUCAGGCUUAGCCCAGAGAGAGUGAGGUGGAGGAGGCGGAGGGUGUAACCCAGCCAGGUCCUCUUCACAUAAGCUAUCAGACAAGCUCCUCAGGGCAGCAGCUCCUCAAGGCCCCAGGAACAUGGCUGUCCCCUGGCUAGUGCUACUCUUGGCAUUGCCCAUCUUUUUCCUGGGGGUCUUUGUCUGGGCUGUCUUUGAGCACUUCCUCACCACGGAUAUCCCUGCUACCUUGCAGCAUCCUGCCAAGUUGAGAUUCCUGCAUUGCAUAUUCCUCUACCUGGUCACUUUGGGGAAUAUAUUUGAGAAGCUGGGAAUUUGCUCCAUGCCCAAAUUUAUUCGUUUUUUACAUGAUAGCGUGAGAAUUAAAAAGGACCCUGAACUUGUGGUGACCGACCUGCGUUUUGGGACGAUACCCGUGAGGCUGUUCCAGCCGAAGGCAGCAUCCUCCAGACCCCGGCGAGGCAUCAUCUUCUACCAUGGAGGGGCCACAGUAUUUGGGAGCCUGGAUUGUUACCAUGGCCUGUGCAAUUAUCUGGCCCGGGAGACUGAAUCUGUACUUCUGAUGAUUGGGUACCGCAAGCUUCCUGACCACCAUUCCCCUGCCCUUUUCCAAGACUGCAUGAAUGCCUCCAUUCACUUCCUGAAGGCCCUGGAAACCUAUGGGGUGGACCCCUCCAGGGUUGUGGUCUGUGGAGAAAGCGUCGGAGGUGCAGCGGUGGCCGCCAUCACCCAGGCCUUGGUGGGCAGAUCAGAUCUUCCCCGGAUCCGGGCUCAGGUUCUGAUUUAUCCAGUUGUCCAGGCAUUCUGUUUGCAGUUGCCAUCCUUUCAGCAGAACCAAAAUGUCCCAUUACUUUCCCGGAAGUUCAUGGUGACUUCUCUGUGUAACUAUCUGGCCAUUGACCUCUCCUGGCGUGACGCCAUCUUGAACGGCACUUGUGUACCCCCAGACGUCUGGAGGAAGUACGAGAAGUGGCUCAGCCCUGACAACAUCCCCAAGAAAUUUAAGAACAGAGGCUACCAACCCUGGUCUCCCGGCCCUUUUAAUGAAGCUGCCUAUCUAGAAGCCAAACAUAUGCUGGAUGUAGAAAAUUCACCCCUGAUAGCAGAUGAUGAGGUCAUCGCUCAGCUUCCUGAGGCCUUCCUGGUGAGCUGUGAGAAUGACAUACUCCGUGAUGACAGCUUGCUCUAUAAGAAGCGCUUGGAGGACCAGGGGGUCCGCGUGACAUGGUACCACCUGUAUGAUGGUUUUCACGGAUCCAUUAUCUUUUUUGAUAAGAAGGCUCUCUCUUUCCCAUGUUCCCUGAAGAUUGUGAAUGCUGUAGUCAGUUAUAUAAAGGGCAUAUGAUAGUAACCCUGGGGCCCCGAGGAGGAAGGGGCAAGUAUGGACUCUACCAGAAACCGGGUGCUUUAGUGAGUUCUAUUUUAUUGACUAAAGAGGUGCUACAUCAAUGCUUGGGGCAGCUGGGAAGGGUGAGAAGUAAGCUAACAGUCUUGCUUAGUAUUCAAGAAAAUCCAAACUGUGUCUGUUUCCUUCCAGCACUAACAAUGUCCAUUGCUGGAUCUAGCGACAUUCUCUAACAUUCCCAUUUAGGUGAAAUAAAUAUCAAAAGGAGAAAAAAAUGCCUUUAAAAAUUUCUCAAAGCCCCAACAUAUAAGAUCUGUGCAGAAUAAAUGCCAACAACUGGU